This is a messenger RNA of Paramuricea clavata, 1380 nucleotides long. NCBI's taxonomy places the organism in Eukaryota, Metazoa, Cnidaria, Anthozoa, Malacalcyonacea, Plexauridae. The record is from the annotation of a GenBank genome assembly.
UCUAAAGGUUGCAUAAAAUUUGCUAAACUUAAGGCAUAUUCUCACUUUCUUUUUGCGUUUGAGGCUUAGAAUGGAACAGUAGUUAAAAGAUUACUAAUUUUAUACACUAAAAUAGAAACAGAAUCGGUUAAUGAUCUAAUAGUACGUUGAUUUGAAUGCUUCGUGAAAGACAAUGAGGGCAACUAUGCAUGUCGAGUCAGUCAUGAUCAGCAGGAUGUCCUCAUAACCUUGGAAACAAGCCAUUUAAAGAGAUCAAAUAACCGCGUCGAUAGUAAACGAGUAGUGGGCCGUAGUACUACGAACAAACCGCAAAGCUAUUGCACAGAAUUUCCGACAGAAGUCGUGUAAUAUUCAUCAAAAUCUGAAGAAUUUGGAAGCGAAAGGGUGGGAUGAGUGGUAGGAGAGGUGCUAACGUCAGCAGAAGGUUGUUCGACGAUGCAGUAACAAACGAAGAUUGUGAACAGUUGAACAAUAUUAAUGGCGACGAAGCCAACGAACAGUUUCUUAACCGCAAGCAGGAAGAAUGGAACUUUGAUUUUCGAAACGGUCGUCCUUUACCAGGUCGCUAUGUAUGGCAGCAAGUUGAUAGCAGUUCACGACGUGAACGUAGUUUUACACCAGUAACACCCAGAGCAAGCAACAAUGAAUCAUUAAGAAGUGCAGUACAUACAACAACCACUAGAGAAGGUACAAACAGACCUGCAGACACUCGAAGACAUUCACCGUAUAAUUUAAGAAGUCGAUCAAGAGAAACACAUACGAACGAAAGAGGAUUUUUUCCAAUACGAGGGUAUACAAACAGAGACAGAAGUAGUUCUAGAUCAUCAAAUACAUCAAAUGAAAGACUUGAAGGCGACGUUAGGACAUGACCUAUCCAGUCUUAGACGAUGACCUUUUUAUAUUGUUCUUGCUCGCUUUAUUUAUAAAAAAAACAUAUGGACUCUGGUAUUUUGUUCUGGUUCCCUACAUGCAUGUGUACAUAAUUUAUAAAAUAUAUAUGUGGGACGUUAAAGUGAAGUUACAUAGAGAUGUAUAGGCAAUUGAAGGUAUCUUUAAUAAAUAAUAUAUUGCAUAAAUAAACCUAUUGUCCGAAACGAUCAUCUUUAUAAAGCAUGCAGAUAUAGAAGAUUGCGCCUUUGAAUUUUUCUGCGAGGACAGUUACCGAUAACAAUCAAAUAUGGUUUGGUUACUUUACUAACUGUGGUUUUUAAUUGAACAAAUGAUUUUUAUAUGUAACUUUUCUCUGAAAUACUUUACUUGGAUAGCGUUCCUUGUGUGAGGCUUUCCGGACUUGUUCGAACUUGUCAUAAUAAAUCUUAAACAGCUGAGUACACAAAUGCAGGAGAUUUAUAAAAGUUUCGAUAUCAAUCAACGUUGAUC